GAACAGACAGAUUUGCCCUUUCAUAUCAACUUCUCUAAUAUUUGCAAGCUACCUGUGACAUUUGAUUUCUUAAUUAUAUAACGCUUUGCCUACAACAUCCUGUUCAAAUCUUCCCGGGAUAUCACUUCAAUAGUCUUAUGCAACGUGAGGCGACAGUACCCUCCUAAUGGUCUUUCUGAACACUGAGCUUGUGGGGCCGUGUGGGCGAGCCGGCCACCGGAUCUUGAUGUUACGAGGCGUGUAGAUCACACUCGGUGACACGGAUUGUUGCCUUUAACGCCUGACCAUUCGCUUUUUGGCAUUCCAUACUACUAAUAAGCCGGCCUCUUAUAAGCAAGGUUUGCAUGCACUAUUCACAAAACCUCAAUUUCUCAAACCAUGGGUCUCAACGCUGGUAGUUCUCUGAGAAGGGUUGUCACCCAUCACAAGGGCCAGAACUCUGCCAUCCUGUCAGAUGAAGCGCUCAGACUCACGUCUGGCUUUGGUAGCGACGCCGUCACUAUCUGGAGAAACGAAAAGUACCCAGCUGAGCUCGUUGACAAAGAUCCCGUCGGCACCGACCCAGUCAUCUAUACACCCGGCUCACUAAUUCGAGUUGUCGACUUUCCGCCAAAUUCCUCAGGGCACAACCAUAGGACGGCAUCGCUUGACUAUGGAAUUGUGUUUGAGGGGGAGCUAGAGAUGGUUUUGGCAGAUGGAUCCAAGACUAUUGUUCGUGCAGGCGAUAUCAUUGUGCAGCAGGCGACCUUACAUCAGUGGAACAACUUGACAGACAGGCCAGCUCGUCUGGUGUUUGUGCUGUUGCCGUCCGAAAAGACUGUCAAUGGGGUCAAUGUUUCAGAGACUGGUGUACCUGAGAAAUAUCUUCCAAAGAUCUCAUAAGGACUUCAGAGCAUGCAUGUAACUGGCGUCUAAAAAAUGCCAUAGAUCAUAGUAGUAUAUAGGCUUUACCUAACCUAUAUGAUUUCUUGGGCGCAAGGGCAAGAAAUAAAGAAU
This is a messenger RNA of Fusarium redolens, 996 nucleotides long. RefSeq lists its product as uncharacterized. NCBI's taxonomy places the organism in Eukaryota, Fungi, Ascomycota, Sordariomycetes, Hypocreales, Nectriaceae. Bases 379 to 882 code for a protein of 167 amino acids. The record is from RefSeq and is a predicted model, not a curated record. The transcript has 2 exons.